AGAAGAAUCUAGAGAUCGCAGAAGCAAAUAGAUUGUGGGAACAGAAACCCUAGCGAGCGGAAGGAGAGGGAGGGAAGCGAUCAAUCGUGAGAUAAACAGACAGGGUGAUGGGGAAGAAGAAGAAGAGAGCGACGGAGAAGGUGUGGUGCUAUUACUGCGACAGAGAGUUCGAGGACGAGAAGAUACUAGUGCAGCACCAGAAAGCGAAACACUUCAAGUGCCAUGCCUGCCACAAGAAGCUCUCUACAGCUAGCGGAAUGGUCAUUCAUGUCCUUCAGGUUCAUAAAGAGAACGUUACAAAGGUUCCUAAUGCUAAAGACGGUCGAGAUUCAACUGAUAUUGAAAUAUACGGAAUGCAAGGAAUCCCACCUCAUCUCUUGGCUGCUCACUACGGAGAAGAAGAGGAAGAGUCUCUAGCCAAAGUUGCAAAAGUUGAGAUUCCUUCCGUCCCUAUUGGUGCCGCAGUUCCUAGACCUUACGGAAUGGUAUAUCAACCUCAACAAGUGCCUGGUGCUGUGCGACCUAUGUACUAUCCCGGUGCUUCUAUUCGGCCUCCUGGUCCUGCAUGGCCUAUGCCUCCUCCACCGCAACAAUGGUAUCCACAUAAUCCAGCGGUUUCUGUUCAUCCACCUGCCCAUUUAGGGUAUCAUCCACAACAACUCUUUCCCGUUCAUGGUAUGGGGAUGACUGUGCCAACAUCAUCUAAUGUAGCCAAUGGAGUCACUCCUUCAUCAUCUCCCGCAAUGCCGGUUUCUCAACCUCUGUUCCCUGUUGUGAAUAGCAUCACUCCUUCCCAAGCUUCAGUGAAUGCAUAUCCGCCUAAUAACUCUUUUCCAGUGGGUGGGACUAAUCCUCAUUCGUAUGCUUCUGGUCCAGACACUAGUGGUCCUUCAAUCGGUCCACCUCCUGUGAUUGCAAACAAAGCUCCUACCUCUCAGCCUAAUGAGGUCUAUCUUGUAUGGGAUGAUGAAGCAAUGUCGAUGGAGGAAAGAAGAAUGUUCUUACCGAAAUACAAGGUGCAUGAUGAAACUAGCCAGGUAAGUUCUGAAAUUUCCCUUUUAAAGUUAAAGGUGCGUUUGCUUUGCACGUCUAACCCAUUCGGUAGGCUUUAUUUAUGCCUUUUUCUUUAACUCCAGAGGCUAUUGAUUCUGUGCUAAGAGGUACCUUUACUAUUUCAGUUUAUUGUUUCUUCGCUUAGAAUAAGAGAAUUAAGGACAUAGACAACAAUAGUAAAGCAUGUUUGAUCAUUGGUUUCUUUAGUAGCUUGCGAUAGUACUUGCAAAAAGUAGUAAAGAAAAAUGUGUUUGUAUCUGCUUGCUCUCUUCAUUGUGUAUCCUCUUUCCUCUUGUAUUGUAUUAAAAAAUAAUUGGUGAUUUGGUCCACAAGAUCAUACUCAACAGGUUUGGUUUCAAACCAGGUCAGCUCCUUUUUUUUUUAUUUCAUUAAAGUAUGCAAAGUUUGGUACCUUUGCACAAUCACUGUCUCGAGGAACAAGAAAAGAAAACUCUUUUUAGCCUUUCGACGAACUUUUUUAUUUACUGAGAACCGGGCUUUGCUGUUUCUGAAAUGGUUGCAGAUGAACUCGAUAAAUGAAGCCAUAGACAGACGAAUCUCAGAGAGUAGGCUUGCUGGGCGGAUGGCAUUUUAAAAGUUUUGGCACCAAACCUGUGAGUCGAAGAAACCAUCCAAGAAGAUGAUGAUGGGCUUUUGUUACAACUCAUCACUCACAUUUAUUCAGGUUUUUCAGAGGCUGAACUUGUAUUCUGAAUUUAAGUUAUUACAAUCUAUAUAUGAUGUAGUCUUUAGACUGGUGAGUUAGUUACCAUUUCAUUACUUUAGAGAUCUCAGGGAUUUUUUUCGAAGGUUUUUUUUUUUGUUUUGACUAUCGUUUACUAUAUAAAAACAGAUUCGCUCGAAA
Messenger RNA from Brassica oleracea var. oleracea, 1918 nucleotides. Its product is annotated as protein SUPPRESSOR OF FRI 4-like. Gene Ontology annotation, cellular component: nucleus. The record is from RefSeq and is a predicted model, not a curated record. The transcript has 6 exons. Gene Ontology annotation, molecular function: DNA binding. NCBI's taxonomy places the organism in Eukaryota, Viridiplantae, Streptophyta, Magnoliopsida, Brassicales, Brassicaceae. Bases 108 to 1130 code for a protein of 340 amino acids.